UUCAAUUGAAUGUCCGAUUUCUAGAGAGAUCGGAGUAUAUUUAUUAAUAAACAAUGUAACAACUAGCAUAACGCACCUUAGUACAUGGUCGUAAUACAGAAAUAUUUAAAAUAUGAGUCAAACAUGUACAACAACAACAUCAAGCCUUAUUCAGUAGUUAUUCCCAAAAGAUUUUGGGGAGCUAAUAUGAGUCAAACAUGAGUCAAACAUGUAAAAAGUUAAAAAAAAAAAAACAAAUUAUGCCUUAUAAAUGUUAACAAUGAGAAGAUAACCCAAUUGAGUAUGUAUGGACACUUUCAGAUUCCAGACCAGCAAUGUUAAGAAAGCACAGUUUAGUCCCCGGGAAUCCAACAUGUAAUGCCCGUCUUGUUUUUGGGCUGGGCAAAACAAAGGUUUUGUAUCCAGUUCCUGAUUGAUUCCUACUCUAUUUCGUUGACUACUAGUCUGCAAAUACCCGAUCACCGGUACAGGCUCCGGUCCAAGACCGGUCGGCCGGCCAGUUCGGCAUUUGGUUUAAAGACCGAUCAGGAACUAGGACCGUGUUCGUACCUAUUCAAGAGCAGCAGUAGCAUGACAAUGGCAAUUGUCAAACCAGAACUCAUAGAUGGCAUAACCCAGAUGAAGUUUAUGAUUUAUGAGCAUCUGAUCGGUGUAUUUUUUAGUGAGUAAAACGUAGUUGGCUAAUCCGAAGAAUAACCAGACCACGAGUAUCAUCUCUCAAGGAGUGGCAAAAAGGAAGUUUUAAAUACAGUCCGUGAUCAUAGGUUAGCACAAGUCAUGGUAAUCUUUCCGAAUAAAUAUUUUUUGAGUGGUUUAAAAAUAAAACUAACUAAUAGUGAGUGCAAAAUUAAAUAGAGAAAAAAAAUUAAAUUAAAUUGAUUCAGGAUAUUAAAAACAGGGUUCAAAUUGGAUGGUUCGGGUUCUGGGUGUUCUUUCGGGAUUAGAAUCAAGUAAAUUAAUAUUCAAUUAUUCCUGGACAGAAAAUGAAAUCACUUCUCAUAGACAAGAGCAAAAUCAUAUUAUCACAAUCCUAACUUAUUUCUAAGAUCAGAUUGCUUGUAUAAGAUCCGACCUAAUUUAACUCAAUUUCUCAUAGACAAGAACUGAAUUAAAUCCAGACAUUCAUAUAUGAGGUGAUCAAAUUCAUAUAGACAAUUAUGAUUAAUCUUAUACAAAUUUUCCAGAAGAUUAAUUGAAUUUUAAAGAACUAAAUUCACACCCUCAAGAACCCAUGAACCCUAGUCCCAAUUCAAACCCUAUAUGAAAUUAGCUACUCAUAACUAAAAUUAACAUCACAAAAAUAUUAAUGAGCAUAAUAAACAUGAUAAGAAGCUAGAAAUAGAGAGUGAAUUAUGAGUAUUUGAUGGGAAAAUCUGAGAUUGCUAAUUGGAAACAAAGAAAUUCGAAAUUCAGUCAAAAUUGAAGAACUAAUGCCGUAAAUAACUAAACUUACAAUACUUGAAAUGAAAGCAAAGCGAAGUUCCUUGGUUAUGGAUUACUGCUGCGGCUAAUUGCUACUAAAUGAAUCAGAAAAUAAAAAGUGCGGCUACUUGGUCUUCUGGUUACUACUGCCGGCUGCGGCUAAUUGACGGAUAUCAGGACUUGUCUACGAACAGAAAGAACGAUGAAAAAAACUGCUGGUGCGGCUACGUAAUUUCAGAAGUGGGAGGAAUGAAUGGAGUCCAGGCUGGGCUGCUUACUCCAGGAAAAACCCCAGCUCCUUCUUACUCUCUUUUUGGGCUGCUAUCAAUUAAACAAACUGCUGCUGUCCUUUUUUUUUCAUUUUGGAUUGCACUUAACUUCAAAAACAGUCCUUAAAUGAUCUGGUCCAAACAUAUUUACCGCAAACUCGGCCUGUACAAUAACAACUCACCACACCCGCUAAUAAUAUGUAACUUUACAAUCAAAUUACUCCAAGAAUGUCAAAUUGUGUACAAAAAUACUACACUGAAUAUGAAUGCCACCGGAACCGAAAAAUAACAAAUUUUCACUCAAAACCCCCAAUAGUCACCCGAUUAAUUGUAAAAAUUAGACAAUUAACACCCAAAGCAUAGGUGAAAAGAUAGGAACGGAACGAGCCUAUCAAAUCUCCCCACACUUGAGCGUUGCUUGCCCCCAAGCAACAGUGCAUUAAUCCACGGAAAACAAAAUAAUCACCUAUAACACCUGGUUCAAAAAUCAUUCACACCCAAAACAAAUGAUUGCACAAGGUCUUUUCUUUCUUAACAACGGAACCAAGAUUCACAUGUUAAACAAUAUUUUCAAAAGUAAAAUUCCUCUCCAACCGACUAAAAUGUAGAGAAAAGCAUGAGGGUCCCAACGGUGUAGGUGUGUGAAAUUCAAACCACCAAUCAUUCCAAAAACCCAAGAGUUGUGUGAUGAAAACUGGUAUACUCGUGAUUCUCUCUUUUUUUUUAUAUAUAUGAAAAGUUGACCAGGUUCUGGAUUACAGGACUGAUUCAAGCUCCAGGGCCUGGGAGUUUAUCUCAUUACUGUGUACUCAACUCUCACACGAGGUGAUUCGCGAGAUGAGCAGAGCCCCAUUUCGGGGAUGAAAUUCUCGACACACGAAGUGUAGCCCCAUUACAAGAAUCAGUUACCUGCUUAGCAUGAAGUUAUCCCGAUAUGCUUAGAAAGCAGAGCUCCUUACGGAGUAAGGAUUUUCAACACCUGGCCAGUCAAGCAAUUACUGAGGCAAACUAGUGAAUCAUGAGUAAGACCGAAUUUAAUCAACACAAAUCAAACCAUCCAACAUGCCAACAUCUCCCAAGAAUAUACACACCACCCCGAUGAUUACACCAUUACUUAUCCUUUCCAAGAAAGAUGGAGGAGAUGGAAGUUCACAAAAGAAAAUAAAGAUUAACAAGUUACCUCUGUUGCGUUGCUAAACCAGAAAAGAACUCGUACACCUCAAAAUGUCGUUGGGCAGAAUAAUUUCAUCACCAAAUGCCAUGUCCAAGCUAAAACCAAACCUCCCCACACUUAGGGGUGACAUCGCCCUCGAGGUCAAAGAAAAGAUCAAAACAAAAAUAACAGGGGCAAGUUUAAGAAUAAAAUGAUUUUCAGUCCGGCAGCACAUCAUAAUCAGAAUAAUAAUCAACACAAAUCAACAAGAGGAGUAAUAUGACAGUAAGCACACAUUAUUAGUAGCGUAGUAAGAGCUGGCAGAAUACCGUACAAGCCAAACGGCGGUGAAUAACCUCCCUAAUAAGGCUGAAUUCAGUCUCCUCGAUGCAUACAUGCCGCUGAAUCCUGCACACAGUCUGCCUCGUACGCUACUUGAAGUCCUUCAACUCUUGAGAAAGCGUGGCAAGUGUGCCAUAACUGUGAAUUUCCCAUUUAUGCUGCCAAAGCUUGCUGGUAAACCAAAAGUGAGCUGCUGGAGCUACUCUGCCUGCACCUAUGCCGGUUACCGAACUAAAUAAGUGUAUUGAAAUUGCUUCCCUUCAAUCUGAACCGGAUAAGAGAGUGUGGCAUCCAACUGGUUCCUCCCUCAUGUACUGUGAUGCUUAUGCUGACAGAAAACGGCCAAGGACCAGCUGUUCUGGCCUCAAAAGUCGACAUCUCACACCGUCCAAAAUCUCCCAGAAUCUGCCAGAAAUGUUCCUCUGCUGCUGCCAAGUUUCUGUCCAGCGAAACCCCAACUCCUUGAACAUGUGUAGGCCUCUAACCAUUGCCCUGCAAGUGUUUGAAGUUGCGUCCAGCUCUCAUACCGCUUUCGGGCUUGCUGCAAAGUAAUCUGCAGCUGACAGCCUUGAGGAGCUCCAUCCUCACCUGUCUAUGAUAACCAGGUUGCAUAUGCAAUUCAAAGCAACAAAGAAAUCCAACUGCAACACCACAAGACGAAAUCACAAAAACAAAGGGGGGAAAUGCAAAAACAAGAAAUACUGAACUCCUAAUUCUAUUUUUUUUAUGAUGGGUUGCCUCCCAUAAGCGCUUCUUUAACGUCACUAGCUUGACGAUAAUAUCUCAUUCCUAGUCUGGCUCAAAUGGGCGAGUAGAAGUGGUCUUUACAUGGUCAACGGGAUCAACGUGUAUUUGAAAGUGCCCGCUCAUCCCGUCAAUGAAACAAUAAUAAGCAUGCCCCGCCAAACUCUCAAUCAACUGGUCAAUAAAAGGUAAGGGAAAGUGAUCCUUCCGGGUGGCCUCAUUCAGUUUACGAUAAUCAAUGACCUUCCGCCACCCAGUCACAGUCCUACUAGGUAGGAGUUCCCCCUUCUCGUUCUUAACAACUAUCAUACCCCCUUUCUUGGGGACCACAUGAGUAGGGCUAACCCAUUGGCUAUCUGAAAUCGGGUAAAUUAUACCCACAUCCAGAAGCCUCAGGACUUCAGCCUUUACAACAUCCAUCAUCUUGGGGUUUAAGCGUCGUUGCGGUUGCACGACUGGUUUAUACCCCUCCUCACACUUAAUUUUGUGGGUACAGAAGAUUGGGCUAAUCCCACGAAGAUCCUCAAGCUUACGAGCAAUGACCUGCUCGUGGCACCUAAGGACAUCCAAAAAAAAUUCCUUCUGUCCCGACUCUAACUGAGCUGAAAUUAUGACAGGCCGUUGGCCCUCUGUGUCCAAAAAUGCAUACUCCAGGUGACUAGGGAGUGGUUUGAGUUCAGGAGUAACCUUAUCAGUGGGCUGCUCCUCAAACUCAGUAAGCAACUUAGGGAAAACAUCAUCCCUAAUCACCUGCUCACAAUCAACAGUCAUUUCUUCUUCAUUUUCAGCCACUAUAUCCCCCGCAUAAUGAAUGUCACUAUCCGGUGGGGUAAUAUCACUAUCGCCUCCAAACAAAUAACCCUCCACUGACUCAAACAUAUCAAGAUAAUUGCAUGAUUCAGUGGGGUCUGAGGCCUUACUCAUCACAUCUGAGAGUUUAAAAGUGCACACAUCGUCCCCAACUCUCAGAGAAAGUGAACCAUCAGCAACAUCAACAAGGGCCCUAGCAGUAGCCAAAAAGGGCCUCCCUAAAAUAAGUGGAGUCUCACGAUCUUCCUCCAUGUCCAUGACCACAAAAUCGACAGGGAAUAUGAACUUGUCCACUCGUACUAAUACAUCCUCUAGAAUUCCUUUCGGGUAUUUCACCGAUCGGUCCGCUAGCUGGAGGCUCAUACGAGUGGGCUUAAGUUCACCCAAGCCAAGUUUCAUGACCACAGAGGAAGGCAUCAGGUUGAUGCUAGCUCCUAAAUCAGCUAAAGCAUUAUUAAACAUAAAAUUUUCGAUAGAACAAGGUACAAGAAAACUCCCUGGAUCUUUUCGUUUUGGUGGCAUGGUCCUCAGAACAACCGCUGAACAUUCUGCAUUGAGAUCCACCACUUCUGGCUCUUCCCACCUCCUCUUUUUCGUGAGGAGGUCCUUCAGAAACUUCGCGUACCUCGGCAUCUCUGUCAAUGCUUCCAUGAAUGGCAUAUUGAUAUGGAGCUGUUUUAGAUGCUCCAUAAAUCUGAUCAAGUUCGUGUUAUCAUUGCUCUUCUUCACCCGUGUAGGGAACGGAAGGGGUGGAGUCUUCUUACUCUCCUUUUUCUUCUGAGCUUCUUCAUUCUGGACUUCUUCACUCUUGGCUGGAAUAGGGGCAGCCACUGGUUCUUCUUCAACCUGGGAUUUGGGGCCUUGAAGCUGCUGGUCAUCAUCUUGUUGAGACAUUGGCGGAGUAGAAACUUCUGGAAGUGUUCUCCCGCUUCGUAGCGUAACAGCUUGCACAUGCUCCCUUGGGUUAGGUUCUGUUGAACUCGGAAGGCUGCCCGUUUCUCUAGGAGCAAGUGAACCAAGCUGGCGAAUGAGAGCUUCCAAAUUGCUGAAACGUUGAUACAUAUCAGUCUGAUUUUUGGCUAAUUCAACCACUGUUUUCUCCAACGCCGCAUUUACAGGAGGCUGCUCAAGCUGUCUUUGAUGAGGCGGGAUAUAAGCGGGCUGGUUUGGAUGGCCUCUAAUCUGGAAAUUUCCUUGAAAAUUAGGGGCAUUCCGCUGCCCUUGGUUCUGAUUUUCGGGCCUCCAUAAACCUCCUGCUUGCUGAAAACUUCCCCUCUGGACUUGGUUGUUGAAAAACUGCCCACCUCCUCUCUGGCCUUGACCAUAUUCCAUGAAAUUGACGUUCUGGACCACUGGUGAUGCCUGAUUCUGAACAUAAAGAGGACAGGUGUGAGUGAGGUGAGCUCCCAUGCACAUCUCGCAAGAUAAAGUGAGUUCUUGGCCAGUUGGGCUUGGAUAGCUUGCUCGAACAGGAAGUGGGGCAGAAUACAUAGGAUAAGAGGGCUGAUAUGCCCCAAUAUUAUGAACUUGCUGCUGUUGAGAGUUCUGCGCCUUCAAGUCUUUCACUUCCACUACCAGCCCCUCAAUCUUCACUGUAAGUGCAGUGAUGGGAUCAAGAUUGAGCAAACCGGGUGGAUUUUGAGCUCUCUCUUUACCCGCAUACCAAUACUUGUCAUUUGAAGCCAAGUUUUCAAUUAUUUGCUCUUCUGCCUGUGGGGAUAAUUUCAGAAACAUACCCCCUUGAGAUGCCCGGUCUAGCUCUCUCAUAUACUCCAAUCGAAGCCCAUUAUAAAAUCUGCACAUAAUAGUUGCUGCAUUCAUGAAUGUUUCAGGGCACUUCCUUUUCAACGCCUUCAGCCUAUCCCAUGCUUCACUGAAAGAUUCGGUCGGAGCUUGAGUGAAAUUGAGAAUUUCCGUCUGAACCUUGAUAGCGGCAGAGGGAGGAAAAUACUCCUGCAUAAAUGCUUGAUGAAGCUUCUCCCAUGUAUCAAAGUGCCCGUUUGGAAAGCUACGGAGCCACCGUGAUGCCUUGUCUCUCAAAGAGAAUGGGAAUAAAGUCAACCUCACUGCCUCGCUGGAUACCCCGUUAUAUUUGAACGUGGCACAAGUCUGAAUAAAGCUCUCAAUAUGAUCCAUUGGAUCUUCAUGGGCGUAUCCACAAAAUGGAUUAUUAGCAAGCAUCUGAAUCAUGGCCGGCUUGAUUUCAAAAUUGUUGGCCUCAAUGGUGGGUGCCCCAAUGCUAUUUCUCGCCACAUAAUUAGGCGUCAACGUCUCCAGAGUUGUCUGAUCGGCCAUCUUGUCCAAGUGUUCUAGCAAUCUCCUUUUAGCUCGUCCUCGGAAUAAGCGUUCAGGAUUAGAAUAACCUGCAAUUAAAUCUUGUUCCUCCGAGGAGCGAGUGUGCAUGCACUGGUUCCUGCAACUUAGUUCACGUGCAAAGAACACAAAAAACGACACACAAAUAACAGGAAAAAAAUAGAAAGUCUCACCGACUUGCUUUUACCUAUUCCACAGAAAAGUACUUAACAAACAACCGUGCCACUCCCCGGCAACGGCGCCAUUUGAUCGGUGUAUUUUUUAGUGAGUAAAACGUAGUUGGCUAAUCCGAAGAAUAACCAGACCACGAGUAUCGUCUCUCAAGGAGUGGCAAAAAGGAAGUUUUAAAUACAGUCCGUGAUCAUAGGUUAGCACAAGUCAUGGUAAUCUUUCCGAAUAAAUAUUUUUUGAGUGGUUUAAAAAUAAAACUAACUAAUAGUGAGUGCAAAAUUAAAUAGAGAAAAAAAAUUAAAUUAAAUUGAUUCAGGAUAUUAAAAACAGGGUUCAAAUUGGAUGGUUCGGGUUCUGGGUGUUCUUUCGGGAUUAGAAUCAAGUAAAUUAAUAUUCAAUUAUUCCUGGACAGAAAAUGAAAUCACUUCUCAUAGACAAGAGCAAAAUCAUAUUAUCACAAUCCUAACUUAUUUCUAAGAUCAGAUUGCUUGUAUAAGAUCCGACCUAAUUUAACUCAAUUUCUCAUAGACAAGAACUGAAUUAAAUCCAGACAUUCAUAUAUGAGGUGAUCAAAUUCAUAUAGACAAUUAUGAUUAAUCUUAUACAAAUUUUCCAGAAGAUUAAUUGAAUUUUAAAGAACUAAAUUCACACCCUCAAGAACCCAUGAACCCUAGUCCCAAUUCAAACCCUAUAUGAAAUUAGCUACUCAUAACUAAAAUUAACAUCACAAAAAUAUUAAUGAGCAUAAUAAACAUGAUAAGAAGCUAGAAAUAGAGAGUGAAUUAUGAGUAUUUGAUGGGAAAAUCUGAGAUUGCUAAUUGGAAACAAAGAAAUUCGAAAUUCAGUCAAAAUUGAAGAACUAAUGCCGUAAAUAACUAAACUUACAAUACUUGAAAUGAAAGCAAAGCGAAGUUCCUUGGUUAUGGAUUACUGCUGCGGCUAAUUGCUACUAAAUGAAUCAGAAAAUAAAAAGUGCGGCUACUUGGUCUUCUGGUUACUACUGCCGGCUGCGGCUAAUUGACGGAUAUCAGGACUUGUCUACGAACAGAAAGAACGAUGAAAAAAACUGCUGGUGCGGCUAAGUAAUUUCAGAAGUGGGAGGAAUGAAUGGAGUCCAGGCUGGGCUGCUUACUCCAGGAAAAACCCCAGCUCCUUCUUACUCUCUUUUUGGGCUGCUAUCAAUUAAACAAACUGCUGCUGUCCUUUUUUUUUCAUUUUGGAUUGCACUUAACUUCAAAAACAGUCCUUAAAUGAUCUGGUUCAAACAUAUUUACCGCAAACUCGGCCUGUACAAUAACAACUCACCACACCCGCUAAUAAUAUGUAACUUUACAAUCAAAUUACUCCAAGAAUGUCAAAUUGUGUACAAAAAUACUACACUGAAUAUGAAUGCCACCGGAACCGAAAAAUAACAAAUUUUCACUCAAAACCCCCAAUAGUCACCCGAUUAAUUGUAAAAAUUAGACAAUUAACACCCAAAGCAUAGGUGAAAAGAUAGGAACGGAACGAGCCUAUCA
Molecule: messenger RNA, 8741 nt
Organism: Cuscuta epithymum
Lineage: Eukaryota; Viridiplantae; Streptophyta; Magnoliopsida; Solanales; Convolvulaceae
Source: the annotation of a GenBank genome assembly